Molecule: messenger RNA, 2373 nt
Organism: Stegostoma tigrinum
Lineage: Eukaryota; Metazoa; Chordata; Chondrichthyes; Orectolobiformes; Stegostomatidae
Product: hepatic lectin-like
Exons: 8
Coding region: 13-867 (284 amino acids)
Source: RefSeq, a predicted model, not a curated record
CUGCGUGAGAACAUGGAGCUGGAUAACAUAUAUACCAAUCUGGAAAACUUGCAUCAUGAUCAAAGGAAACAAGAUAUGAAACAGCAAAACCUAAAAUCAGAACAUGGUGUUCGAUCAACAGAGCCUGUCCGAGGAACAUGGUCACAUCUGGUCAUCUACAUUCUCCUGGCUCUCUCCAUCCUACUGUCCCUGACAACGCUUACUGUUGCAGUGAUACUGUUUACACAGCUAUUCAGUCCCAUGAAAAUGAUAGAAACUGACUUCAAGAUGGAUCUUGCCCAAUUGCAAACUAAUGUUACUGAGCUAUUCAGUCACAUGAAAAUGGUAGAAACUGGCUUCAAGAUGGAUCUUGCAGAAUUACAAAGGAACGGAUUAUCUGAGAAGACAAGCAGUUCACUCAGUGAACUUAGGAAUGACAUUUCUCAGCUGAAGGAGAAACUGCUUUGCAAAUGCCCUGAACACUGGAGGCAAUUCCAGCAAAAGUGUUAUUACUUUUCAUCAGACAGCAAGAGCUGGACAGAGGCCCAGAGAUCCUGUGCAUCAAAGGAUGCCAAUCUUCUUGUCAUUAACAAGCCUGAGGAGCAGGAAUUUGUAAAAAAGUGGCUCCAAAACAAAGAACACUGGAUUGGACUCACUGAUUCUGUCGCGGAAGGUGAUUGGCGCUGGGUGGAUGGGACAGACUACAUUUCCUCUGUAAAAUUUUGGAAGAAUGGUGAACCAAAUGAUGCUUCCAAUGAAGACUGUGCACAAGUGUAUGUUGAUGGAGAGUGGAAUGAUCGAUCAUGUGAUACCUCUCUAUAUUGGAUCUGUGAAAAGCCAGUGCAGUUUGAUUCUCCUUCAUGUUCCAUCAGUACCCGGGGGAAGUAAAUCCUUUUUGAAAUAUUCAGUCCGUGUCCAUUGGGCCAGCAGCUCUUAGCUGGGAUUGGCAGGAGAGUGGUAAGGAAUCUGCCUCACUCUCCUGACCAUAACUUUGUAAAAUCUCACAGGGAACAUUCAAGUUAUUCCUCUUUAUCUCAAUCCAAUGAUGUGAAGAUUCACAUGGUGCAUUUUCCCAAUAUUCCUGUACUACGUUCAAUCAGAUCAACAAUUCUGAUACACUGUGAAUGCUGGCAAUGUGAAAUAAGAACAGAGCAACUCAAGUGGUCUGGCAGCAUGCGUGGAGAGUGUAAGAUUUAAUAUUAUUGUUCUGAAGAACAGUCAUACUGGACUCAAAAUGUUGAGUCUGUGAGGCUGUGCAUUGAUGCUGCCAGACCACCUGAAUUUCUCCAGCACUUCCUAAUUUUGUUCCAUAUUUCUUGAAUGUUUAAAGGACACUGCAUUGCUUGUAUAUUGAAUUGUCCUGUUACUUUCACCCACCAGCCCAAUCCCAGUGGAACGAAGGAGCUAAUGUGGUUUUAAACAUAUUAUGCUGUUUGGAAUUCAUGAUAUCUCACCUCAUCUUUCAAGGGAUGCAAUUGAUUUUGAACUAUUCUUACUUGUUUAGUUCUCAGCGACCAGAAAGCUCACUGCCGUGGCUUUGCUUCAGUCUGACCUUAGAGAGAUUCUUCCUCUUCAUCCCAAUGCCAUGCAUUCUCUCAUCCUCUUUCUCUAUGCCUCUGCAACCUACAUGUCCUCAAAAACUUACCCUUUCCUAAGACAUCACCGGUUAGCAGGGAUACCGAAAUAGAUCAAUGGGUUUUCAAUGAACUGGUAUCAAAUGGCAAAUGUUUGGAAUAUUAUCAGCUAAAACCAGAAAAAUUUGAACAUUGAGACAAGGCUUCUUGUAAUUACAAUCUGAAGUCAAUACAAAUGCUUGAAAGCUACUCAAAAUGGAUGGAAUUAUUAGACUUUAUCUGAGUUGAACCAUUUGCUCUCCCUUUCCUUGCCAUUUAUUCCCAACAAUACAGUGAACCAGUGGGCCAAUAGUAAAUCAGCACAGCAACUCAGUGCCCAAUCUGGUGUGUGUGUGUGAUUCAGGGUGAAAUGCUGAAAAAGAACUUUGCCCUUGCAGAGUGGCUUAUAUUCAAAGCAAGCAAAGAACUGUAAUGCAACUUCAUCAACUAGUUUUCAAUAUUAACUUGUUGUAGCUCACCACCACUUUCUAUCAGGACAAUUCAGGAUGAACUAUAACAGAAAUGUAGAAAAUUUCAGGAGGAGUUACACAUUUAGCCCCUUUCAUGCCUGUUCUGCCAUUCAAUAUGAUCAUGGCUGAGUACUCAACUCAUUGCCCUUUUCCCACUUUCUCCCAUACUCUUUGAUCCCUUUUGUCCUGAUAACUGUGUCCAAUUGCUUCUUGAAAACAUUCAAUAAUUUGACAGGAACCACCUUCUCUGAAAGAGAAUUCUGGGUGUAAAGAUCAUCUCAGUCUUAAAUGUCCAACCCAAUAUCAUUAAA